Trematosphaeria pertusa is the source of this 1299-nucleotide messenger RNA. RefSeq names its product glutaryl-CoA dehydrogenase mitochondrial precursor. Lineage: Eukaryota; Fungi; Ascomycota; Dothideomycetes; Pleosporales; Trematosphaeriaceae. Gene Ontology annotation, biological process: fatty acid beta-oxidation using acyl-CoA dehydrogenase; fatty-acyl-CoA biosynthetic process. The record is from RefSeq and is a predicted model, not a curated record. The coding region runs from base 1 to 1299 and encodes 432 amino acids. The transcript has 4 exons. Gene Ontology annotation, molecular function: fatty-acyl-CoA binding; flavin adenine dinucleotide binding; glutaryl-CoA dehydrogenase activity. Gene Ontology annotation, cellular component: mitochondrial inner membrane.
AUGUUCAGAGCAGUGUGCCGUCGAGCUGCGAGGCAAUUGAACACCACAAGCCGUUGUGCGGUGGUCGGAAGGCGAUAUCUGCAUGCCCCCGUGCCUUUCGAUUGGAAAGACCCACUAGGCGCUAAUAAUCUGUUUACGGAGGAAGAACUUGCCAUAGCGGAGACUGCAGAGUCAUAUUGUCAGGAGCGCAUGCUCCCAAGAGUCCUAGGUGCAUUAUACCCUACAGAGGCCUACCGAAAAGAGGACUUUGAUAAGAAGAUCUUGGAAGAGAUGGGAGAGCUGGGUCUGUUGGGUGCAACGAUACAAGGUUAUGACUGUGCGGGCGUCAGCAGUGUAGCCUCUGGUCUGAUUACAAGGGCGGUGGAGAGGGUGGACUCAGGUUACCGGUCUGGCUAUUCAGUUCAGAGUGCGCUGGCCAUGGGGGGCAUAGAAGAGUUUGGAACCGAAGAGCUCAGAGAAAGAUUGUUGCCCAAGAUGGCAAAGGGAAAAUUGCUGGGCUGCUUCGGUCUUACCGAGCCAAAUCACGGUUCAGACCCAGGGUCCAUGGAAACCACAGCAAAGCCUCACCCAUCAAAGAAAGGUUACUACGUUCUCUCUGGCUCCAAGACCUGGAUCACGAACUCUCCUAUCGCCGACGUACUCCUCAUAUGGGCAAAGCUGGAAAGUACAGGGAAGAUUCGUGGAUUUGUCAUAGAACGUGACCAGUGUCCACCUGGCACCCUCGAGACACCGCCAAUCAAGAACAAGAAUGGACUGCGCGCUUCGAUCACCGGCAUGAUCCAGAUGGACGAGUGCCCCGUCCCCGAAGCCAACAUGUUUCCCGACGUAGAAGGCUUGAAGGGACCAUUUAGCUGCCUGAAUUCGGCCAGAUACGGUAUUGCCUGGGGUACCAUAGGCGCGUUGGAGGACUGCGUUGCAAGAGCGAGGGAAUAUGCGUUGGAGAGGAAACAAUUCAAGGACAACCCGAUUGCAAAGUACCAGCUUGUGCAGAAGAAGCUGGCCGACGCUACGACGGACGCAGCCUAUGGUAUCCUUGCUGCCUAUCAAGUGGGACGACUAAAGGACGAGGGCAAGGUAGCACCCGAGAUGAUUUCAAUGAUCAAGAGGCAGAACUGCGACCGAGCUCUGGUCAACGCGCGAGCACUGCAAGAGAUCUUUGGUGGAAAUGCCGUGAGCGACGAGUAUGGCAUUGGAAGGCACGUGGCCAACCUGUUCGUGACGCAGACGUAUGAAGGACAAAGCGACAUCCACUCCCUGAUCCUCGGUAGAGCAAUCACCGGCAUUCAAGCCUUCUGUUGA